GCGGAGGUGCUCGCGCAAGGAGAGCGGGCGCCGGGAACUUGACAUGGCGGCAGCGGCGGCGACUGCUGCGACGAAGGGGAAUGGGGGCGGGGGCGGCGGCGGGCGGGCCGGGGCCGGCGAAGCCAGCGGCACGCGGAAGAAGAAGGGCCCGGGGCCUCUGGCCACAGCGUACCUGGUCAUCCUGCUGUACCCGAGCCUGGCCGGGGAGGGAGGUCUGCGGCCAGCGGCGAGCAGGGCAGCCACGGCGGGCGGUGUGCGGAACCGGCACCGGGGCGCUGAGAGCGGCCAAGAGCUGAGUCGGCACCGGUGCCUACCCUCGAGCGCCCGCCUGCGCCGGGGGCCGAGCCAAGUUGACAGGCACCGGGGCGCGGGAGAUGCGGGCUCCAGUGGGGCGCGGGGAAGGCUGCCCAGGCGUGGCUCCGGAGGGCCUUGGAGGACGGGUGGGCUGGCCACAGGUGCAGGUAUGGGGGGCGGUGUGCCGGACCGCCCUGCCGCGCAGAGGACAGCCCAGGCGGCAAGUCACGAACGGUGGCUGGUUAUAGCAGUUGGUCUGGUCAGAGCAUACCUGGCUACGGGUAGUUACCAUAGCCUUUAUUAUUCAAUUGAAAAGCCUUUGAAAUUCUUCCAGACUGGAGCCUUAUUGGAGAUUUUACAUUGUGCUAUAGGAAUUGUUCCAUCCUCUGUUGUCCUGACUUCUUUCCAGGUGAUGUCAAGAGUUUUUCUAAUAUGGGCAGUAACACAUAGUGUCAAAGAGGUACAGAGUGAAGACAGUGUCCUCCUGUUUGUUAUUGCCUGGACCAUCACGGAGAUUAUCCGUUACUCCUUUUAUACAUUCAGUCUAUUAAACCAUCUGCCUUACCUCAUCAAAUGGGCCAGGUAUACACUUUUCAUUGUGCUGUACCCGAUGGGAGUGUCUGGAGAACUGCUCACAAUAUAUGCAGCUCUGCCCUUUGUCAGACAGGCCAGCCUGUACUCCAUCAGUUUGCCUAACAAAUACAAUUUCUCCUUUGACUACUAUGCAUUCCUAAUUCUGAUAAUGAUCUCCUACAUUCCAAUUUUUCCCCAGUUAUACUUCCAUAUGAUACACCAGAGAAGAAAGAUCCUCUCUUAUACUGAAGAACACAAGAAAUUUGAAUAGUUCCUGCUUUCUGCACCUGCCCCCCAAACAAACUUUUCAAUGAUCAAAAAAUGCUGCAGACUUUUUGAGUUCCCAAUACGUUUCGUAGAAAAUAAGUAAGAACUAUUUUUAAAAUAUUUAAAAAAACAAAAACCAGAAAUCCAAUGUCACAUGGGCCUGGGAUUUUAUUUUAAAAGGCUGUCACAUAAAACAUUCUGGCUGGUCCAUUGCAGCAUGCUCUUUCAACCAGAACUUACUAAUAUUUAUUGACGGUGUUAGAAAGGGAUUUGGCAUUUUAUAUUCCUUCUGUCCUUCAUGUAUCUGAUAAAGAUCUGUAACACUAAAUACCUGAGAGUUACAGUCUGAGUAAUGAAGUUGUACCAACUGAAUGCCCAGCUUGCGAUAGAGUUAUGUUGCAGUCUGCAGUGUGUUUAGCAUUCCCUUUUCAAAGUGCUUGACUGCAUGCUGGAAACUAUUUGUAUUUUUGAAGUGGCAAACUUUGUUCUCUGGAAUGCUCUGAAGUUGUGGCUGGGACCUAUCCCCUCAUAUCUAGUGAAUGAAGUAUAAAUGUAUAUGCCUGUGAAGCUUUGGGGUAGUGCCGUAAUCAGAAAACAACUAGAACCCUGUUGUUGUUUUUUUUUUUUCAAUUGAGUCAUUGCUGCCUGCCACUAAGAAACAUGCUUGAAUUUAAUGAGUAUGUGUAUAUUGUAAGGAACCUACCUUAUCUGGAGCUCAACCUCAAUCAUUUGUUAACAAAAUAACAGUUCUCAGAGAGGGAAAGCUCAGCAGCUAGUGACAAGUACUUUUCAUAGUACUGUUCUCAGAACACCUCUGGGUGAUGGAUUUGCCAAUAGCUAUUCUCAUUUAUGGACCUGAAGCCAAUCCAGUCACAUAGGAGCAGGGAAUGUUAUUGAAAGCACAUGGAAGGUGUUGCUUUAGAAAUAUCCAGAAAAACAUUCAGGAAGAGGUUUUAACACCAUUAUUAUUUUACUUUUUAAUUUUCAUAUACUCUUCUGUUAUGACACUUUUCCUAACAGUGGUCCUAUGUUAAUUCCUACCAAGCUGUAAGUCCAAACGCAGUAAAAUGUUCCAGUUGGGCAGUCAUGAGCUAAAAGCAAUAUCAUCUCCACGUGUUGUAGGAGCCAAGAGAUAGUUUGGCCCUAUGUACAUUGUCUAAUUAACAUAAUAUCUUCAUACCAUUUAAUUGCUCAACUGUGCAUUUAAAACCCUUUAAGAAAGGGUUGGAUGAAAAUGUAUAGCACAAGUUUAGAUGUGCAUCAGAUUUUAAACACAGUAUCUUCUUUAUGGAACCUUUCACCCCGCACCCCCCUUUUUUUUGGUUGAACCUUAAGACUUUAAAAUUCUAGCUUACUGAGUAGUUGUAAUUGAAAAUAUAAUUGCUAAUAUUAGAAGAAUGUCAUAAUGGAAAAUCAAAUUUCUAAAUGCUUAUUUUCAUAGACAUUUGAAAAUUUAAUGCAGGCAGGUGUAUAAUAAAUUAUUUUUGAAUUGAACAUUAAAAUUCUGCUUCUUAAAGUCAACACUUUUAACUUGGGUGUGUUGAGGUUAGAAUCUAUUCUUAUAUUUGAUGGACAAAAUAUAUGGGAAAGAUUAUUCUUCGAGAUUUUUCUCUCAUUUUGGCCUUCCAAAAUGUAUUUCCACUGUAAAAUAGAAUUAACUUUGGUUUUAUUAGCUUUAUUACUUUAUUCAGUUAAGAUUUUUUCAGUUGUUUUUGGAAUAGUUAUAUAAGGUGGCAUGAAAAAUGCAGGUUUUCCAGGAUUGCUGGGCUGGGAGUAUUAUUCAGACCUCUCUAUUAUAAUUUGUCACUAUUUAUGAAAAACAUUCCGUUACAAACAGUGGUAUUGCAUCAGAUUGAACUUUGGCAAUGAGAACACAGCAAACAACUCCCUUCUGAAAAAGAGUCUCAACCCCAGUGUGUAUUUUUGUACAUCAACAUUUAAAAUACUUAUGGCAGAUAAGUAAGGCAUGUCACUGUGUCCUUCAUUAACCUCUCUCAGUAACUGGUGUCUUUAUCCAUAACAUGAAUUAAUUUCUCCUUGGAAGUGGUGGCGUUCUUUUAUAAAUUGAGAAUAUCCAACCCCACCAACUCUCACAUCUUCUUAUAAAGUGUGAAUGAAGAACGUGGGUUUUUGGUGGUGGUGAUUUUUUCAGACUUAGCAGUUUCAUUUCAGGGCACAGUCAAAGGCAUCGUCUUCCCAGCUGCCCACUUGAUUGCGUGUUUCAGAUCCCCACUGGGGGCCUCUGACAGAGAAAAGUCUUUGAGGUACACAGUAGUGCUUUGAAGAUACAAGCUGCUAAUCUUCUUCUUGCUGUGUUCUGUUUGCUAAGGUUGGGAUCAUUCAUUUAAAAUGUACCAAACAUUAUCAAAGGCACCGUGGAGAGUUAGUCAUGGAGUAAAGCACUGUCCUCCCAGACAAAAAAGGUCCUCUAAAGCAAACUUCUGCCAUGAAAGGUUUAGAAGAUAUAGAGGUAAAGAGGCAUAUGAAGAGAUCGUGCCCUCAUUUUUCACUUGUUUUUUUGGUUAUUCAUUUAUAAUAGAAGGUUGGCAGUGAUGUGGUCUAGCCUGCACAUUAUUUUCAAUUCUGAGUUUCAGAUAAAACAUUACAAAACAUCAAAUUCAAAACAUACUGCUCCUUUGAAAUUUGGGUAAAAAAUUAUACAACCGUAUAUAUAGUCACUUUUGUAUUUUUUCUAUGUUGUGAAAACCAAAAUUGUAAUUUUAUAAGUCUUUGAUUCACUGAAAUUAUAUAAUUUAAAUGUAUUUUUUGUAUAUUUAGAAAUAAGGAGUUCGAAUACUAUGCUUAACUUUCUAUGCAUGCAUUUGAAAGCUGUUUUUACCUGAUUGAUAAAGUUAACAUAGUAAUAAGUUGUAUUCAUAAAAUACUGAUCUGUGUUGCAUUUCGAAAUAAACUGUGUGUGCUCUGCGUGGAUUUGAAAAACUGA
Molecule: messenger RNA, 4078 nt
Organism: Galeopterus variegatus (Sunda flying lemur)
Lineage: Eukaryota; Metazoa; Chordata; Mammalia; Dermoptera; Cynocephalidae
Gene: HACD2
Product: protein tyrosine phosphatase-like (proline instead of catalytic arginine), member b
Exons: 8
Coding region: 44-1138 (364 amino acids)
Biological process (GO): sphingolipid biosynthetic process; very long-chain fatty acid biosynthetic process; fatty acid elongation
Cellular component (GO): endoplasmic reticulum membrane
Molecular function (GO): 3-hydroxyacyl-CoA dehydratase activity
Source: RefSeq, a predicted model, not a curated record